Miniopterus natalensis is the source of this 1547-nucleotide messenger RNA. RefSeq names its product bile acid-CoA:amino acid N-acyltransferase (gene BAAT). NCBI's taxonomy places the organism in Eukaryota, Metazoa, Chordata, Mammalia, Chiroptera, Miniopteridae. Gene Ontology annotation, molecular function: fatty acyl-CoA hydrolase activity. Gene Ontology annotation, biological process: acyl-CoA metabolic process; fatty acid metabolic process. Gene Ontology annotation, cellular component: peroxisome. The record is from RefSeq and is a predicted model, not a curated record.
GUUUCUGUGGAGACCAUUUGACCUUCGAACAGUAGGCUGGGGUGUUUUAAACGAUACAGAUUAUCCAGCAGCAGGCCAGUGUCCUGUGCGAGCAGUUGGCUCAGCGAGGCCUUCUGCUCUAGACUGCUUCCUGCAGCUGAAUUCAAGCAGGGCAGGAACCACCACUCGGUGGUCCGUUGGCCAGUUGCCGAUGUUCCAGCUGACAGCCACCCCAGCAAGUGCCCUUUCUGAUGAGCCCGUGCACAUCCGAGCGACAGGCCUGCCUCCGCUGCAGCUGGUGACCCUCACAGCAUCCCUGAAGGACGAGAGGGGCAAUGUGUUCCAGUCCAAAGCCUUCUUCAGGGCCAACGAGGCUGGUGAGCUGGACCUGAGGCAGGCCCCUUCCUGCGGAGGCGACUACGUGGGGGUCCAUCCCAUGGGCCUCUUCUGGUCUCUGAAGCCGGAGAAGCCUUUCCGGAGGCUGCUGAAGAGGGAUGUGAUGAACAGCCCCUUUUUGGUGACUCUGGACCUGUACGACUCGGUGUGCUUCCAAGACCCGGCCGAGCUCCAGCCCAGGGCCAGCCUGGUGGUGCAGCGCUGGUUCAGCCACCCGGGCAUGCAGCGGGUGCAGAUCCGGGAAGGCCGCGUGCGGGGAGCCCUUUUCCUUCCCCCAGGGGAAGGCCCUUUCCCAGGAGUCAUUGAUUUGUUUGGGGGGGUGGGGGGUUUAAUUGAGUUCCGAGCCAGUCUGUUGGCUUCCCAUGGCUUUGCAGUCCUGGCGGUGGCGUAUUUUGCCUAUGAAGACCUGCCCAACCUGCUGCAGGAGGUGGACCUGGAAUAUUUUGAAGAAGCUGCCAACUUGCUACUAGCUCAUCCCAAGAUCCAAGGGCCAGGAAUUGGGGUGCUUUCAGUGAGCAAAGGUGCAGAGAUCGGGCUGGCCAUGGCCUGCUUCCUGAAGCAGGUGGUAGCCACCAUCUGCAUCAAUGGGACCACUGGCGUCUUUGACUUUCCGAUCAGGUAUAAGGACCUGGUCAUGUCACCCAUCCCCUCGUUUCUGGAGCGCAUGCAGGUUGACGUCUCAGGGGCUGUGCGCCUGCUCCACUACAGGGGGGACCUGCGGGAUGAACUGAAUCAGCGGAGUGUGCUUCCUAUUGAAAAGGCCCAGGGUCAGAUCCUCUUUCUUAUAGGAGAGGAUGACCAAUCGAUCAAUAGCCGAGAGCAUGCUAAGCACGCCCUGGAGCGGCUGAAGAGGCACGGGAAGAGCAAUGGGAGGAUGCUGGCCUACCCUGGGGCAGGCCACCUCCUGGAGCCGCCCUAUGCACCCCUAUGCUACAUUUCCCGUGCUAACCCCGUUUCCACAUCCACUAAUAACACCGCUCUCGCUUCCUAUAAUUACCCCCUUUCCGCACCCGUGCUCUGGGGAGGGGACCCUGCUGCGCAUGCCGCAGCCCAGGAGCAUGCCUGGGGAGAGAUCCAGAAAUUCUUCAGGCAACACCUCACUAAAACCAGAAGCCAACUCUAAGCAAGGGCCGAGCGUGAGAUGCAGGAGGGAGACAAAAUCGAGGCUAAGG